Epinephelus moara (kelp grouper) is the source of this 2253-nucleotide messenger RNA. RefSeq names its product NSFL1 (p97) cofactor (p47) (gene nsfl1c). Gene Ontology annotation, biological process: nuclear membrane reassembly; Golgi organization; membrane fusion. The coding region runs from base 56 to 1180 and encodes 374 amino acids. Gene Ontology annotation, molecular function: ubiquitin binding. The record is from RefSeq and is a predicted model, not a curated record. The transcript is spliced from 9 exons. Gene Ontology annotation, cellular component: cytosol; nucleus. NCBI's taxonomy places the organism in Eukaryota, Metazoa, Chordata, Actinopteri, Perciformes, Serranidae.
CUUUUGCUUGUUUCCCCAGGUGGAGGCGGACAAGUAGCUGAAGGAGCAAAUCAAAAUGGCGAGCCAAGAGGAGUCUGUGAGGGAGUUCGUUGCUGUUACUGAUGUGGACGAGGAGAGGGCCCGGUUUUUCCUGGAGUCCGCCGGCUGGAAUUUGCAGCUUGCACUCGCCAGUUUCUUUGAGGAUGGAGCUGACGACGACAUAGUGACGCUUCCUCAACCUGAGGGAGGUUCCUCAGUGUCCAGGUCUGCUGGGCCCAGCACUCAGCCCAGAGUAACCUCCUUCAGAGAUCUGAUGCAUGAGGCAGAGGAGGAGAGUGAUGAGGAGGAAGGUCAAAGGUUUUUUGCGGGGGGAUCAGAGCGCAGCGGGCAGCAGAUUGUUGGGCCUCCCAAGAAAAAGAGCACCAACGAAGUGGUGGAGGAUUUGUUCAAAGGGGCAAAGGAACAUGGGGCUGUGCCUCUGGACCGGGCUGGCAGAGGGCCAGGAGAGCCCAGCAAAGCCAAGGCCUUUGUUGGUGGAGGCUACAGGCUAGGCGCAGCUCCUGAGGAGGAGUCAGCCUAUGUGGCUGGGGAGAGGCAUGCUUCCAAAAGCCAUCAGGAUGUACACGUGGUGCUGAAGCUGUGGAAGACAGGUUUCAGUCUUGAUAAUGGUGAGCUCAGAAACUACAACGAUCCUGGAAAUGCCAAUUUCCUUGAGGCAAUCAGAAGGGGGGAGAUUCCCCUCGAGCUGAGACAGCGGUCUCGAGGGGGCCAAGUCAACCUAGACAUGGAGGACCACAGGGACGAGGACUUCUCCAAACCCAAGGUGGCCUUCAAGGCCUUUGGAGGUGAAGGACAGAAGUUGGGAAGUGCCACCCCAGAGUUAAUUUCAGCACCAGCCACCUCCCAGCAGGACCAGGCUGCCAACGAGGCUCAAGCCAGCGCCUCAGUGACCCUCGACUCCUCCCAGCCCGUCACUAACAUUCAGAUCCGACUGGCCGAUGGCGGCAGGCUGGUCCAAAGGUUCAACUAUACCCACAGGGUGUCUGACCUACGCCAAUUCGUGGUGGAGGCUCGGCCCGCCAUGGCUGCCAGAGAGUUUGUGCUCAUGACCACCUUCCCCAACAAGGAGCUGUCAGACGAGAGCCAAACCCUGGAGCAGGCCAACCUCCUCAACGCUGUCAUCGUCCAGCGGCUACAAUGAGGGGGAGAGUAACAGCACCCCUCCCCGCCCCCCUGGUGGUGUGGCUGAGUAACUGCAGCUCUGAGAAACCUGCUGCCCCUUCUGAGAGAGGAGAAAACACAGACUUAUGUAUGGACUUCUAAUUUCUGAUUUUUUGUUUUUCUAAAGUGAAACAUAACAUUCUGCUCCCCAGACCCCCACUCUCAACCUCCCCCCCUGUGGUCUGUGACGGGCAGUUACGAGGGGGAAACUUAAAAUCUUCCAGAAUGAAACAGAGUUCAUUUAAGAGCUGUUGGAAAGCCUACACAUGCUGAUUGAAUUGUGGUUUUGAUGGGGAUGUGUAUACCUGACAGCAGUAGAUGGUUUAACCCAAGAAUACAGCAGCGGUCCAGCUUUCUGCAGAGCAGUUUGUUCACUAAACCCAGCUCUUAUUUCCUUUAACUUGCUCCUCACGUUUCCUCUUCUAUUAACCUUUAUUUAGCUCUUCAGCAAUGUUUACUAUCAAGUGCUGGGGCCUCACCACAUCCACGCAGCAGCAGACUCCAAGUUUGUUUCUGUCUCAACAGCACAAACCAGAACCACAUAAGGAAUACUAGUCUUGUUAAGGUAAAAGUACAUGUUCAAUAAUGUGGUUUUGAACAAGUUUCCAUUUCUCUCCACAUAUUGUUUUCGGAGAGAGAAGUGUAACAGUGUAACAAAACAGAGGGGAUUUUUCUCCAACCAACCUCUACCAGUAGCCUUACGCUCCUUCAUUCACCUCCAGAAGCACCCCCAUCCCUUUGUUCAAAUGAAGAUGGAAUUAUUUUUUUAAACUGCCUUUCCCCCCCUCUAUUUCUUUAUUUUCCUUUACAGACUGUAGGAUUGUCCCAGUUAGACAGUGGCAUUUUGAUAUUGUGUAACAUGAAAAAGAGUUACACAAGGCUUUAUUGUCAAACCAAUGGUUGAGCUAAACAACAUAGAUUGUAAACACUGGUUUGUAGAAGUGGAAGUUGAAUUCCUGACACACUGACAUCUUCUAUGCAUCCUGGGGCAACACAGAAAUAUGUUUGGACCUCUGGUAAAAUAAAUCCAUUUUAUGGUUGAUGUAUAAAGAA